Pyricularia grisea is the source of this 1639-nucleotide messenger RNA. RefSeq lists its product as uncharacterized. Lineage: Eukaryota; Fungi; Ascomycota; Sordariomycetes; Magnaporthales; Pyriculariaceae. The transcript has 3 exons. Bases 523 to 792 code for a protein of 89 amino acids. The record is from RefSeq and is a predicted model, not a curated record.
GAACACGGCCAACGUCAAUCCAUUCCACUCCUCAAACACUUGGACGAACUUGAAAUGGCAAGCAGCAAGCAGCCGCAAUAGUCCGCUUUCGAUCGAUCCCGCCACAGCCCGUGAUCUGAUGCUUCCCUGUUCCUUACUUGCUCUGCCUUUCCCCAUGGUUCAAAUACCCUCGUCCUCGCCCACCCACACUCUCACACACUUUUUGUUCUGGCCCCCGACACUUUCAACUUUCCCCAUGUCUAUCCGACUUACAAAACCAAAUACCAACUAAAGAUUGCAUCUCAAGGGUCUGGUUCGUGUCGCCAAGAACAAGUCUCAAGUCACCUUCCCACCAUCCCCAAGAGAUCAGCCAAAGCUUGUUACUGCUUGACAACAAAAACAAGACGCAGUCACCACUUCGGUCGCGGAUAUUAUUCUCGACAAGAACUUCUUUCAACGCAAAGACCUACUACCUAGGCUCCUAAAACCAGUCUCUUUUUCGACAACAAAUCACACUCAACCAAAACAAAACCACACGACACAAUGGCUUGCUACUGCGCAAACUUUUACGGCAGCAUCAACUGCCACAACCAGGUUACCCGCUUUGGCGAUAGGUGCAAGCUUUGCAUUGCCCUCAAGUCCGGUGCAUCCAUGUCCUCGGGUCUCCUCUCCAGCGACUCGGAGUCGUGGUCUCAGCCCGUCUCCUCCAGCAGCAGACAUCCCAAGCGUCAGGACUCGUAUGGCAGCAGCGGCAAUAGCAGUGGCAGCAGCAGGCCAACGAGGGGCGACGCACGCUACAGCAGGAAACAGUGACUCCCAAACUUCGCCAAGAAGCUGAUUUGCGGACAAGAUGGAUGAUGCAACAUAUCACCCAAACAAGCCAAAGUACGAAAUCAUAAAAAAAGAAAGUCUGCAGACUAAAAUGCAACAUCAAGGGCACGAAUCGAUAACCUAGAAAUCCGACAAGGUGGUGCCGGCUUGAUCAUACUUUUUUGACUCAUCCAUUGCGGCAAGCGGUCGCGGGAUGAUGUCUUUUACCUCACUAACAACCAACUCUACCACCUCACAACACACAACUCAGCUGAAAACAGCAACAAAAACACUUGUCCUCCCAAGGCAUUAGUCAUUUAGACGCAGAAUCAUGUUUCUCUCUUCCAACUCUCUCUUCUCUGUGGUACCACCUGGUGGCGGGCUCCACGAAUUUUACGACUUACUCACUUUUAAACCCGAAAAAAAUCCAAGCCAUCUUUUACUAUCCCUCUCACAUGAACGGCAGGGCUGUAGGGGCGUUUUGAUGCCAUUUGUCACUUUUUUUUCCUUGGCAGGUUGCAUUUACUUGUGGAAGGAAUGAGUACCAGCAGUUUUCCUCUGGGCUUGACUGAUCUAUUCCUGGAUGGUGUAAACGAAACCCAACGACACCCCCUAAUUUGACAGUCAAAAGCAGACCAGAUUGUUGUUUUUCUGUUGUUGUUUUUUCGGCUUUUUUUCAGUUUACCUGUUUCUUUUUCAACGCUAGAGGAACCAACCACCGGGUUUCCUUCUGUACAAUUGUCUUGGCACCCGAGGUGUAUUGAACACCUGCCUGUAAAUUAUAGAUCAAAAACAAAGAGACGACGCGAAUGAUCGACGAAAUUUGUUCACCCAUGAGAUAGAUGCACAG